GCGAAGAUGUCGGCCCAGGACAGCUGCCUCAGCCUCAUCAAGUACCUCCUCUUCGUUUUCAACCUCUUCUUCUUCGUCCUAGGCAGCCUUAUUUUCUGCUUUGGCAUCUGGAUACUCAUUGACAAGACCAGCUUCGUGUCCUUUGUAGGCUUGUCCUUCAUGCCCCUGCAGAUCUGGUCCAAGGCCCUGGCCAUCUCCGGAAUUCUCACCAUGGGCCUUGCCCUCCUGGGCUGUGUGGGGGCCCUGAAGGAGCUUCGUUGCCUCCUGGGCCUGUAUUUUGGGAUACUGCUGCUCCUGUUUGCCACGCAGAUCACACUGGGAAUCCUCAUCUCCACUCAGCGGAUGCGGCUGGAGCGGAGGGUGAAGGACAUCGUGAUGGAGACGAUCCAAAACUACCGCUCGCGUCCGGAGGAGUCGGCCGCGGAGGAGAGCUGGGACUACGUGCAGUUCCAGACUCCGCCCGGACGGAGCAGGAGCCCCCAGCUCCAGGACCCCAAGCUGCGCUGCUGCGGCUGGAACUCUCCUCGAGACUGGUUCAAUAUCCCCAGCCUCAUCAGCAACGAGUCGGAGGUGCAUCGCGUGCCCUGCUCCUGCUAUAAUUCAUCGGCGACCAAUGACUCCGCAGUCUUCGAGAAGCUCUCCUUCCCCCAGUUCAGCCGGCUGGGACCAUUGGCGCGGCCCCGGCACAGUACAGACCUUUGCGUGGUUCCUGAAAACAGCAAUAUCUACAGCGAGGGCUGUGCGCGGAGUCUCCAGAAGUGGUUGCACAACAACCUCAUCUCCAUAGUGGGCAUUUGUCUCGGCGUCGGUCUACUUGAGCUCAGCUUCAUGACGCUCUCGAUAUUCCUGUGCAGAAACCUGGACCAAGUCUACGACCGGCUCGCUCGUUCGCCCCAACCACGGAGUCCUCCACCUCCUCAUUUCCCCGGGGGACCCAGAUGUCUGCCUGCCCAGCUGCUGUCACCUCUCCCGCGGGACCUGGGGCUUCCGGCCACCAGCUUCCUGCCCCCAAAGAUACCUCAUUUCCUUGCCUUCGGCUUACCACCUCCCACAGGAUUAUUUUCACCCAAACCCCAAAUAAAUCCCCUGCGUUUUGGUAAAAUAGUUUUAUCCUCUGUCAAAACACAAACCAACACACUUUGUGGGUGAGGGGAGGCAACACAGUAUAUAGCCCACGUCUUAUUGAGAAGAGAGGAUGAGAUUUUAAAAGCCUCACCCCACAGCUUGCCCAGCUGAGAAAAAGUCACGACCCUAAUACCCACUUAUAAAUAUCUCUUGUUAUAUUAAAAAAAAUAUUUCCAGGG
Molecule: messenger RNA, 1304 nt
Organism: Ailuropoda melanoleuca (giant panda)
Lineage: Eukaryota; Metazoa; Chordata; Mammalia; Carnivora; Ursidae
Gene: CD37
Product: CD37 molecule
Exons: 10
Coding region: 7-1149 (380 amino acids)
Cellular component (GO): plasma membrane
Source: RefSeq, a predicted model, not a curated record